Suillus plorans is the source of this 501-nucleotide messenger RNA. RefSeq lists its product as uncharacterized. NCBI's taxonomy places the organism in Eukaryota, Fungi, Basidiomycota, Agaricomycetes, Boletales, Suillaceae. The record is from RefSeq and is a predicted model, not a curated record. Bases 1 to 501 code for a protein of 166 amino acids. The transcript is spliced from 2 exons.
AUGAGCACCGAGCGGAAGCCAGCGCCUAAUGCACUAUGGGCAUAUCUUCUCCAGAAGGAUCUUCCGGCGUCUAGCGACUUUGCCGCUACACCCAUGGUUCCUUCAAUGGCACCAGUCGACAGGACCAACACUUCCAUGCGAAUGCUCAUUCACGAUAUGCAGGCGACCCUCGAAAAGUUCUCUACGAGAGUGGACACUUUACUCAUUAACGUCAAGGACGCAAAGACUGAAGUAGUAAACUGUAGCCGGAUAUCAGAGAGUGAACAUGAACGCGUGCUCGACGAGAUCUCGAAUAGUUCAAAGAAAGUGCAAACCGAGUUAAAGGCUUGCAUCGGUGCACCAUCGCAAGCAUCAUCUCUCGAAUUGGUCCAAAAAUCACAAUCUUCGGCAGAAAACAGCAUACAAGCUCUAAACAAGCGCAUAGAUGCGAUUCAAAUGGUACUUCAUAUUUUUACUACUAAUCCCGCUUUGUCUCUAGUACACCCAGCUGAUAGGCGGUGA